This is a messenger RNA of Naumovozyma castellii, 2469 nucleotides long. It is a transcript of the gene MSN2, whose product is annotated as stress-responsive transcriptional activator MSN2. The coding region runs from base 1 to 2469 and encodes 822 amino acids. The transcript has a single exon. The record is from RefSeq and is a predicted model, not a curated record. NCBI's taxonomy places the organism in Eukaryota, Fungi, Ascomycota, Saccharomycetes, Saccharomycetales, Saccharomycetaceae.
AUGGAAUUCCAAGACAUUGGAGAUUUUACUACAAACGACAUACCGGUAUCCUUGGAAUCAGAAAUAGCUGCAUUCAAUCAAAAUAAUCCACUUCAAAAUAGGGAAAAGCCGUUCGAAGAAAGUAAAAAAAAUUCAUCCAUGUCAUUCAAUCAAGAAUUAUUAAGUCAAGCUCAAUCUCCUACAAUCAAUUCCUUUAACAUUAACCAACCUUUCCAGAGCUCUUCCAGCGGAUUGAACUCAACACCAACUGCUGUCAAUCAUACGGAAACGAAUAAUAAUACUUUUAAACCUACUUUGAAUGACAUAAGCCAAAAUGGGUACGCUACAAAUGAAUCAUCUGUAUCAGCAAUAACACAGCUUGAUCAUACAAAUGGAAGCUUCAGAAAUUUUGGUCCAGAUUUAAAAACUGAUGAUUUAGAGGAAUUUAUAAAAUCUUUAAGUCCGGAUAAUAAUUUAACUAAUUCUCAAUCCAAUAUCGAUGAAGCCAAUAAUGGACAAUAUCAGGAUAUGUUUGCAAAGGAUAGAUCUCCAAUAACUGAUACAAAUACCAACGAUGCUGCGGGUAAUAUGGAUGAUUUCUUGACAAACUUAAACUCUCCUACGGUAACUAUACCUUAUCAAAACGAUAGUAACAGUAUUAAUAAUAAUAACAACAAUACUAAUGUUGCACCACUAACCGCCACAAGAACUGCAUCAAAUAGUAUAUCAACGGAGGAUUUUGCUUCACCCACAAGUGCAUUAUCUCCCUUGGUUAAUAAUAACGUUAAUUCGAAUGUUGUGUCACAUUCUAAUAGCGUUACGAAAUUCCAAAACAACAACGCUAAUAGUAAUUUAAUUAGUACACCUUUAUCGCCCAAUUCAAAUGAUACUCUUACGGCACCAAUGGCUCCUGGCUCCAAUAUUGAUAAUUUUUACAACGCCAAUCAAUUAAAUUCGUUAUUAGAGGACAGUAACAUUGAUCCAACUUCAACCUCAAAUUCUACCUCUCUAUUAGAUAAUGCUACCUCUAAUAAUGAAGAUGAAUUUGAUGAAUUUAAUACUUUCGAUUUUGACAGGAGACAUAGUACGAUAGUUUCCAACAGAUAUCCAUAUUCGAAUACACCCGCAACUGCAGCAAGCAGGAAUUCUAUUUCACAUUCUAUUGAUUUUUGGAAUUUACCAAAUUCAAGAAAUUCAAAUAAUAAUAAAUUGAGAAAGUCCAUGUCAUCAACAACAUCUCCGUCAAGUACAACGAUGCCCACUCAAUUCAAUGUUGAUAAUGACAUAUCUCAAACAUUAAAUGGUUAUAACAUCAACUUCGCCCUAAAUCAAACAACAAAUCCUUCAGUCAAUGAUCAAAAUCCAGGAAGUCCAAACAGUUUUAACAUAUCCCAGUCGAAUCAACUAAUGCAUUCUCAAAAACCUCAACUACAGAGAAUAUCCACGUACAACACUAUACAUCAAUCCCCAACACACUUCACUCAACAAAAUUCCCAACAGCAACAACAACAGAAUCAAAGAAGGUACAGUAUUAAUAAACAACAAAGAGCAUCAUUGCCAGUACUGGAUGGUUCUUUAAAUCCUGAAGUAUUUUCCAAGCUAUAUGAAAAUGGGAGAGUACCAAUGAAUUUAAAUGUGGUUCCUUGGACUGAUGGUAACACGAACAAUUCCUCCAUUUAUGCUAACGAUAACAAUAAUAACAAUAAUAACAGUCAUAAUAACAAUAAUAAUUCAAAUGAAAUUUCAUUUGCAAAUAAUAAGAAUUUCAACACUUACGUUUCUAAUUCAAAUUCAAACUCAUCUGUUACUGGAAUUGAUGCAGGCAAUAAUUCAAGCAAUAGUAAUAUGAGGACCACCAACAAUAAUAACAGCAAUAAUUUAAAAAUGGCAAAUGAAAGAUUUGUUAACCCAUCAAUUGUUUUUGAAAAUGGCAAUAACAUACCUACACAGAUAAAUUCUAAUAAUGGGAAUAUGCCACCUCCACAACAAAACCAACAACAAUCAACUUUCAUCCCAAGCCCAUUUUUACAAUCUGUAUCAUUAGAAAGAAAUCUUUCUUCACCAACGUCAUCAUACUUAAAUACAAUCCCCAUCCAAAACUAUCAACAGAUGUAUAAUAAUAAUACCAAGAUUACGCAAAAUAAUAAUGUUACCGCACCACCUAAAAAUAAAAAUAGAAGAAAAUCUGCGAUAGUGACAAGCUCGCAAUUGAAAGGAAACUCUCAAUCACCACCUUUAUUAAACGGUCAGAAAGCCACAACUACAACAGCAAAAAGAUCUGUGUCAUAUAAUUUUAGUGAUGAGAAUAAAACAUUCAAAUGUGAAACUUGUGGCAAAGCAUUUAGGAGAAGCGAACAUUUAAAGAGACAUAUAAGGUCGGUUCAUUCGUCUGAAAGGCCAUUUGCAUGUCCUACUUGCGACAAAAAGUUUAGUAGGAGUGAUAACUUGGCACAGCAUAUAAAGACACAUAAGAAAAGAGGUGAUGUCUAG